CAUAAAUAUACAUAUAGACUUAAGAAGCACGUUGUCGCUGUAACGCAGGGGAAAGAAUCAUGUAUAGAUCUAUGUCAACGUUUUUGCAGCUUUCCAGACAGGCCUGUCUACAGUUUUCAAGAGGGAAACAUGUUGUAAUCACUCCAGUUGACAAACCUAGAUUUUUUGGUAUAAACAAAGUAAUAAUACUAGGGAGCCUUGCCAGUGUAGUCAGAAAUCCAGGAAAUGAUGAUUCAUUUUAUACGUUCACUUUGGCUAACAAUAGAACAGUGGAUGGAAACAAGAACAUAGCUACCUUCCAUGACGUUAAAGUUGAUGGAAGAAUUGCCCCAAGGAAUAUCAUGGACUUGCAACCUGGAUAGGAUGGUUCCUAUGUGGACAGGUUUAAGGGAUCAAGCAACAAGAUCGGAAGAGUUUUCUGAGGAGGAGGAAGAAGAAAAUUGAUAGAGGUGUGGACACUCGGUAGCAUGACAUCUUUUCAACCAUUCAAUCAUGGCUUAUGAAUAUUCAAAUGAAAUAGGCUGAGAGAAAUGUUUUUAACACAAACUGUAAUUUCCUUCCUUCACAAACUUCACGAGGUGACAUUGGGAUCUUCGAUACCGAUUAUAAAAAAUUAAAAAAAUUAAAAAACAAAUGUACAAAGGACUACCUUUCUGUCACAAUUCUUGUUUGGUCCUUAGCUAUUAUUGAGGAUCCUCAGUAUUUUAAUGCCUAGAUCAAAUAAAAAUGAAAAAAUGUCUUUUGUUUA
Lingula anatina is the source of this 748-nucleotide messenger RNA. RefSeq lists its product as uncharacterized. Gene Ontology annotation, molecular function: single-stranded DNA binding. Lineage: Eukaryota; Metazoa; Brachiopoda; Lingulata; Lingulida; Lingulidae. The record is from RefSeq and is a predicted model, not a curated record.